Molecule: messenger RNA, 2987 nt
Organism: Terrapene triunguis (Three-toed box turtle)
Lineage: Eukaryota; Metazoa; Chordata; Testudines; Emydidae
Gene: CFAP70
Product: cilia and flagella associated protein 70
Exons: 24
Coding region: 225-2987 (920 amino acids)
Biological process (GO): cilium assembly; cilium movement
Cellular component (GO): extracellular exosome; motile cilium
Molecular function (GO): protein binding
Source: RefSeq, a predicted model, not a curated record
GACAGUGUUCAUUUAGAGCAACAGUUCCACUGCAUUCAGUUCCUGGCUCUCCACUAGAGAGCCUUCGCCCAGAUGCCAAGUGUGGCCUUGAAGUGUCAGUGUACAUCCAAGAGUCCCUGCUUUCUGUAUCACAACUUUCAGGUGGCAAUCUCCUCAGGGUUACCUUGGAGGCUGCUUAUUCUGUCCCUGAAGUGUUUGUUCCCACAGGACCCCAGCAAAACUACAUGGUUUGCUUGCAAGUACCAACUGUUGGAGAGAAAGAGUACCCCUUGGCAUUCAAGAACGGGAUCCUGAAGCUUGGUGGUGAAAAAGAGCCAAUACCUCGGCCAAAAAAAUGGCCCAUUAGCAACAUCCUGGCACCAGGAGCUCAAAACAUUCCAGACUCUUUUAUUGUUGGUGGCCCCUAUGAGGAGGAGGAUGGAGAGCUCAACAAAACAGAGGACAGGGAAUUUAGGAUUCAGGCAGAGAGCAUAAAGAAGAGAAUUGUUUGGGACUUGGAAAGGCGCUGUUACCUAGACCCUCCAGCAGUUCUCAGUUUACAGAAGCGCAUUGCAGAGUGCCGGUACUGGCCAGUGGAGAUUACCAGGGUGCCUGUGGUUACUUCUACCAAAGGGAAAUCUAGCAAGUUAGACAAGGGAGAUGAUGAUGGACAGAUUUUCUUCCAUGGCGUGGCAUACGUCAACAUGGUGCCUUUGCUGUACCCUGGUGUGAAGCGCAUACGAGGGGCUUUCCGUGUAUUUGCAUAUCAAGACAGUGAGGUGUUUGGGAAGACUAAGUGUCUAUUCAGCAUUUUACGUGAUCUUGGGCAUCAAGCCAAUCUGAACAAAUUAGGGCCAGUGAUCGCAGCAGCCAGCUCCCCUCAUUCAAAAGCUAUGCCCAGUAGGAACCAGAAAGAGGAUAAAAUGACCAAAGAGAAGGAUGUUCUAAGAAAGAUGUCCACUACGCUAAAAUCUCAGGUGUCAGAGACUGCUAUAGAAACUGAAGCAACAGUGUGUCAGAACCUGGAAGGACAGCAAUAUGUAGAUGCAGGGACAUUUCUGGUGAUGGAAAUAGAGCUGGCCAAGGCCUUGGUACCAAAACGAUUGCCGGAGGAGCUCGCCAGCCGAGUUAAGGAGAUGAUUCCUCCACGCCCUCAGCUACCACGCCGGAGUGCAGGAGCUAAGAAGGCCGUGGAAGAUUACCACAAUCAGAUCACUAGUAUUGCUGGAGCCAUCCUGGAUGAGUACCAUGAGCUGUUUGGGAAGCAGAUGGUUGAUGGUGGUGUAAUAGAUCAUCACACCCUGGAGGAACAGAAGUGUCAACUGAACUAUGAACUCAACAGCUCAGGAAAAUACUUUGCUUUUAAGGAACAGCUGAAGCAUGCAGUGGUGAAGAUUGUGAGAGAGAAGUACUUGAGGACAACAGCAUUCAACAACCUGGAGCAGCUACAAGCUUUCCUGAGUGAGCUGUAUGUAUACCUGGUGGAUCAGAUGCACGUUGCUUUAAAUCAGAUACUGUCACAGGAGAGUACUGUCGUUGCCUCACCCACCUUCACAAGCUGUGAGCAGCUGCGACUCUUUGCUCAUGAAGCCGAAGUCAAUGAGGACUAUGCUCUGGCAUCUGUCUACUAUCAGGAGAGGCUGGCUCGUGACCGCCAGAUUGUCCAGCACUGGCUAGAUUAUGGGGCAUUCUGCCUCCUGAUGGAGGAAAAUAUCAAAGCCCAGGAGUGUUUUCGUGAAGCUCUUUCUCUGAAUCCAAGUCACCUGCACAGUUUGCUGCUGUGUGGUAUCAUAGCUGUCAUGAUGGAGCACUAUGAAGAGGCAGAAAUCUUCUUUGAGGAUGCCACCUGCUUGGAGCCAUCCAGCAUCCUGUCCUGGACUCUCUUAGGUUUGUUCUAUGAAAUACAGGAAAAUGAUAUUCGGGUGGAGAUGGCCUUCCAUGAGGCUAACAAACUACUGAAGGCACGACUGGCCAAAGAGAAAAAUAUCGCUGAAGCUGCUGAAGGAGGAGGAAAAAAGCUACACACUCUCUCUGCCACAGUUCUAAGAACUGUCACUUCUCCCCAGGAAGACACGCUACUAGUUCCAGAUGAGGCUCCAGAUGGCUCCCCGAAAGUACAGCCAGAUUCUGUAGAGCCUGUUGUAACCAUCCAGCUGCCUGAAGAUGAUCCUGCAGUUAAACUGACCAAGAAACUUUCCCCCACUCUCAGUAAGAACAAGGAGACGUCCCAGAAAGUAAUGAAGAAAACUAGUGGAGGAGCACUUGAUCCAUCACAUGCGGUGGCCCCUGUCCCCCUUCCUGGACUUUCACAGCCCUCCCACACAAUCUUCAUGGAGACCAUACACUUCUUGAUGGAGGUCAAUGCUCUACAGUUUGUUCACAGGGCACUGGCACAUGAGCUACUGUGCCAGCAGGAAGGACCCAGCUGUGAGUAUUACCUAGUGCUGGCACAAACACACUUGCUCAAGAAGGACUUCUCUAAGGCUGAAGAAUGUCUCCGAGAGGCUAUCCAGAUUGACUACCUGAAUCCAAAUGCUUGGGCACAGAAAGGGCACCUGUGCUACCUGAGUGGAAAUCUUAGUGAGGCAAAGGAAUGCUAUGAGCGAACCAUCAGCUUUGUAACGGAUGCUUCUGAGAUACACUUUGUUUACCUGCGACUGGGGUCGAUCUAUCUGAAAGAGAAAGAGUAUGAUAAGGCAAAGCGCACCUAUAUGCUGGCCUGUAAGAAGUCCUCAUCCUGCCUGACCUGGCUGGGAGUAGGAAUCGCCUGCUACAGGCUGAAAGAAAUUGCGGAGGCAGAAGAUGCCCUCUCUGAGGCCAAUGCCCUGAAUAACAACAAUGCCGAAGUGUGGGCAUAUCUAGCGCUAGUCUGCAUGCAAGGAGGAAGGCAGUUGGAGGCAGAGCAGUCUUACAAAUACGCAAUGAAGUUAGAGCUGAAGAAUGAGGAACUGCUCCAGGAAAUCCAUGAGGUACAGCGAAUGGUUGGCUUUGGUAAUCCAUCGUUCUGA